This is a messenger RNA of Jaculus jaculus (lesser Egyptian jerboa), 2446 nucleotides long. RefSeq names its product C-C chemokine receptor type 1. The record is from RefSeq and is a predicted model, not a curated record. Gene Ontology annotation, biological process: inflammatory response; chemotaxis; G protein-coupled receptor signaling pathway. Gene Ontology annotation, cellular component: cytoplasm; membrane. The coding region runs from base 196 to 1263 and encodes 355 amino acids. The transcript is spliced from 2 exons. NCBI's taxonomy places the organism in Eukaryota, Metazoa, Chordata, Mammalia, Rodentia, Dipodidae. Gene Ontology annotation, molecular function: chemokine (C-C motif) ligand 5 binding; chemokine (C-C motif) ligand 7 binding; C-C chemokine receptor activity.
UCCAAUCUCCAUCGUCUCACAGGAAGCUGAAUAUUUCCUUCUUGGUCAAGACCUUGAACCUUGAAUUCAUAAAGACUCUCAAAGCAUCAGCAACAAAGGACUCAUGUACAAAACCUCAUGGAAGCAGAAGCCCACUGCAUUUCAUCACAAAGGACAUACAGAAGUCACUGACCUUGCAUCAUAGGAGAGGUCACAAUGGAGACUUUGGCCACCACUGAGAACUAUAACAUAACUACUGAAUAUGACUAUGGGGACACAACUCCAUGCCAGAAGACAGCUGUGCGGGCCUUUGGGGCUGGACUGCUGCCUCCCCUGUACUCCACUGUGUUCAUCAUCGGUGUGGUAGGCAACAUCUUGGUGGUGCUUGUACUAAUGCAGUACAAGAGGCUGCACAGCAUGACCAGUAUCUACCUGCUCAACCUGGCUAUUUCUGACCUGCUCUUCCUCUUCACUCUGCCCUUCUGGAUUGAUUACAAGAUGAAAGAUGACUGGAUUUUUGGUGACGCCAUGUGUAAGCUACUGUCUGGGUUUUAUUACCUGGGUUUAUAUGGUGAGAUCUUUUUUAUCAUUCUCUUGACCAUUGACAGGUACCUGGCUAUCGUCCAUGCAGUGUUUGCCCUGCGGGCUCGAACUGUUACCUUUGGCAUCAUCACCAGCAUCAUCACUUGGAGCCUGGCUUUGUUGGCUUCUGUCCCUGGCUUUUACUUUUUCAAGACCCAGUGGGAAUUUACCCACUCCACCUGCAGCCCACAUUUUCCCUAUGAAAGCCUGAGGGAGUGGAAGCGUUUUCAGGCUCUGAAGCUAAAUUUCCUUGGGCUAAUUUUGCCUCUCUUGGUCAUGAUCAUCUGCUACACAGGAAUCAUUAACAUUCUCCUCAAACGACCAAAUGAGAAGAAGGCCAAAGCUGUGCGUCUGAUUUUUAUUAUCACACUCAUUUUCUUCCUUCUCUGGACUCCCUAUAAUUUGGCUGUAUUUGUUUCUGCUUUCCAAGAUGUCUUAUUUACCAAACAGUGUGAGCAAAGCAAGCAGCUAGACCUGGCCAUGCAGGUGACUGAAGUGAUUGCCUACACCCACUGCUGUGUCAACCCAGUCAUCUAUGUCUUUGUGGGUGAGCGGUUCCGGAAGUACCUCCAGCAAUUGUUUCAGAGACAUGUGGCUGUUCCCAUGUCCAAAUGGCUGCCCUUCCUCUCUGUGGACAGGUUAGAGAGGACCAGCUCCUUGUCUCCAUCCACAGGGGAGCAUGAACUCUCUGCUGGCUUCUGACUCAGAAUCCUGGAUGCCAAAGUCCUGGGAGAAGUCAACUUCCAGUCAUGAGACCAGGGGAAAAUGAAGAGCUAGUAUGGCUCUCCCAAUCACAUUCUCACAGCUGGCAUAGCGAAGACUCAUGACAACCAUAAGGACAUGCUGCCUUUAGGCACAGUGAGGACUUAUAGCUUGGGUUAGAGGGAACUUAAGUAUCACUUACGUAUGUCACUUUUGGGCCUUUAAUGCUCUCCAUGUACUUCUCCUUGUAGGAAAUGAGAACAAUGAGCAGAGUGGGACAUUACAGAGACUGGGACAAUGCGUGACAGGGGAGGGCCGGGCCCAAUCAGGUGGUUAUAAGUAUCUGGUCAUUAGUAUUUGCAAACAAGUUACUGCCCCACCUAGCACCACCAAUGAAGGUGAUACCAGUAGAUUCCACAGGUGAGUCUACUCUAAGACUAGGAGCCAAUGAGAAGCCACAGCUGCCUUUCCUACAAUGUCCCACUGCAGGGCCUGAGCUCUUGGAAACCCUGGAGAUUUCAAGUGAAAAUACUUGAGACCUUAGGGGGACUGCUGCUGGUAGUAGGUAGGAAAUCCCUUAGAGAGAGUUUUAUACUUGCUAUAGUGAGACACUUCCAGCCUCUGAACUUAAGCUGGAGGGUGGUCUGCUUCUUGACGGCCUUAAGGGAGGAGGCCAUUCUUCUCUUUGAGUGUCCCUUAUAGAGUCUCCCUUCCUCACACAUUGGAUAAGGGUAGGUUUCUGACAAAUAGAAGCAGGGUUGGUUUUCUUAUUUCUAGUCUCCACUCAGGCCUUCUAGUUUUAUGGGUCAGAGUUCUGACCACCUCUUUGGGCCCAGCAGCAGAAGAAUGGUCUGCUGUGCCAGCUACCUGUGUCUUGGAUAGAGGGGAGGAAACAAACUUCCAAUUAUAAGAGUUGCCCACCUUUACACGGAAAGGACAUGCUGCCUCACUGCCUCACAUGUCCUUGGUUGAGAGGCCCUUUACGAAAGUGGCUUAUUUACCCAAAAUGUCCUUCAUACCUCUUCUAUAACCAAGGCCCCCCUUAUCAUUAUCAGUGUUCUUUUCUGUCAGAUGUAUAUUUCUUCAAAAUCUGUUUUCCUAAAACCAAAAAUUGUCCCUAGAAAAGCUUAAAAACACCAAGAAAGUAAUUUUUUUUAAAGGCAUUCACAAUUUCAACCCAAAG